This is a messenger RNA of Pristis pectinata (smalltooth sawfish), 626 nucleotides long. It is a transcript of the gene crabp1a, whose product is annotated as cellular retinoic acid binding protein 1a. The transcript is spliced from 4 exons. Gene Ontology annotation, biological process: fatty acid transport. Lineage: Eukaryota; Metazoa; Chordata; Chondrichthyes; Rhinopristiformes; Pristidae. Gene Ontology annotation, molecular function: fatty acid binding. The coding region runs from base 32 to 445 and encodes 137 amino acids. Gene Ontology annotation, cellular component: nucleus; cytosol. The record is from RefSeq and is a predicted model, not a curated record.
CCCCCAGCAUCAGCGGCUAAACUCAUACAAAAUGCCCAACUUUGCUGGUACUUGGAAGAUGAGGAGCAGCGAGAACUUUGACGAGCUGUUGAAAGUACUGGGGGUCAAUGCCAUGCUGAGGAAAGUGGCCGUGGCAGCUGCUUCCAAACCUCUGGUGGAGAUCCGGCAGGACGGCGACCAGUUCUACAUCAAGACCUCCACCACAGUGAGGACCACCGAGAUCAACUUCACCGUCGGCGAGGAGUUCGAGGAGGAGACCGUGGACGGGAGGAAGUGCAAGAGCCUGCCGAAGUGGGAAAAUGAGAACAAAAUCUACUGCAAGCAAACUCUUCUUAACGGAGGUGGGCCAAAAACACACUGGACUCGGGAGCUGGUGAACAACGAGCUGAUCCUGACACUGGUGGCCAAUGAUGUCGUGUGUACAAGGAUCUAUGUUAAAGAGUAACAGCAUCUACUUUCCCUUAAUGUGGGGGAAGCCGACCAGCUGCAGAAUCAUCUCCUCACUUUGUGCAUGGUCUAUCAUUAUUGAUGCCAGACAGUGACAUUCCAAGUUUUUUAUAGUGUUUUCAUAGUGUUUUAUUUUAAUGUUGUGAAAUCUCUUUGUUGUCUGUAAUAGUGAAUGUGUG